GAGAGAGGGGGAAAGCAGAAGGCAGCGCUCUGUCAGGAGUGAGGGAGAGCGAGACGGAGGCAGAUAGAGUGAGGUACCGGCUCAUCGGAGAGACAGACGAAUUGGUGGGGGAACGCGUGCAGGCAGACGGGGAGAGGUGCAGCAGUGGCGUCUGCAGCCGCCCAGUUCGCAGCUGAGUCGUGAUUACAGCCGGGAGCAGGCAGGGUGAAAGGGCUCCCUCCGCUGCAGUUCAGCAGCCAGCCAGGCGGGCACAUUCCCCCUCCCUGCGCUCUGAUUGGCAGAGGAGUUGACACAGCUGGGACGAGUCACCACACACACACACGAGGCGACUACCCAGUUGGAGGGGGGCUAUAUUCGUCCGCUGCUGUCAGACGAUGGUGUCGCCCAGCAGGAGCAGCAAUGCUGGCCAGGGGGAACAGGUUGACUGAAGUAUGAAAAAAGUAUGUCAGGGCUGGAUAAGGACGAGGAACCUGCUUACAGAUUCUACUUCUACUCUGCCUCGUUUCAGCGUUCCAACAGCCAUGACAAGGUGAGGAAGAUCGUGGCGGAGGAAGGCCGCGCAGCCCGCAACCUCAUCGCCUGGAGUGUGCCUCUCGAGAACAAGGAGGAGGAAGGAAAAUCGAAAACUCAGACCAACAGCCAUGCAAGAACACAGAGGAUCAACACUGGUCAGCAUAGGAACAAAAAGCAGGGUAGCGGGGGUGGGCCGCUGUCCGAUAAGGGCUCUGAGAAGAGCCCCACCAAGGCGCGGCAGCCGCGGAAGGUGGAUCUGCGCGCCCGCUACUGGGCCUUCCUGUUCGAUAACCUGCGCCGAGCCGUGGACGAGAUCUACGUCACCUGCGAGUCCGACCAGAGUGUAGUGGAGUGCAAGGAGGUGCUGAUGAUGCUGGACAACUAUGUGCGUGACUUCAAAGCCCUCAUCGACUGGAUUCAACUCCAGGAGAAGCUGGAGAAGACAGAUGCUCAAAACAGACCCACGUCGUUGGCCUGGGAAGUCCGCAAGAUGUCUCCAGGUCGUCACGUCAUGCCCAGCCCCUCUGCAGACCGCAUGGUGCCCUCACCCAACGCCCGCCGCAACCUCAACUUCGGGGGUCCCCCUCCGACACUGGCCCGUCUAUCCCACACGGGACUGAGCUGGGCCGACCGGGUCAAGUUCUCCCAGUCCCUCCCCGUGCCCGGCCAGAGUGUCACCUGUGCUGCAGAGAAGCAAGGAAAGAAGGAUGCUGAGGGCUGGGAGACGGUCCAGCGCGGCCGCCCCGCCAGGCCUCGUUCGGCGGCCAUCGUCGCCAAGGUGACCCCAGUUAUGGCGCAGGUCAGCCCCAAGGACGACAGCGACAAGGAGAACCAAAACAAGGCCCUAAUCCAGCCGGACCGUAGCCCCCAGGACAAAGACCCGGCCCAGCCCAACCAGCAGGACCCUCGAGACCCUCGCCCCGACAGCGAGAACGAGAAGGCGCCCGUCAUCGAGUCCCUCUCUGACAGUGCACGGGACCAGGAGCAGUGUGUCAUUGCACCCCAAGAGGAAGUGCCACCCCCUGCCCCCCCCCCUGACACCCCCCAGCCUUCCAACCAGAACCAGGCAGCCCUAUCCCCAACCCAGACCCAGACCCCAGCCUGUGAACCGGCCUCCGAGGCCUUAGCUCCAGCGUCAGCCCCGGAUCCACCUCUUGACUCUCCACCCUCACCCCCUCCUCCGGAACCCCCUCUCCUGCCCGGCCCGGCCCAGGCAGAGGAGGGUCAGGGUGGGCAGGGGCCUCUGGGGGAGUGGGAGGCUUUGGGGGUGGCGGUGGUGGCUGCAGUGGAGGGCACGGCACCAUCUGCUGCGGCAGCAUCGCGGCAGACUCCCCUGGCGGAGGUGAAACUGGAGAGUGUGCUGGACCCCACAGAGCUUUCCACCCCCCAGUCCAUGGCCGAGGUCUUAGCCAAGAAGGAGGAGCUGGCCGACCGGCUGGAGAAGGCCAACGAGGAGGCCAUUGCCAGCGCCAUUGCAGAGGAGGAGCAGCUCACACGGGAGAUCCAGGCCGAGAACAACGAGCUGGAGACCGACAACGACUUCUCCGCAAGCAUUGGCAGUGUAGGCUGUGGACUCAACCUGGACUGGACUGACAUGUUGGCUGACUACGAUGCGCGUGAAGCCUGGAGACAGAGCACAUCGUGGGGAGACAUGGUGGAGGAGGAGCCGGCCAGGCCCCCUGGACAUGGCAUUCACAUGCACGAGAAACUCUCCUCGCCCUCACGCAAAAGGACUAUCGCAGAGUCCAAGAAGAAGCACGAGGAGAAACAGCUGAAGGCCCAGCAGCUUCGGGACAAACUACGCGAGGAGAAGACCCACAAGCUUCAGAAGCUUCUGGAAAGGGAGAAGGAGGUAAGGAAGUGGAAGGAGGAGCUGCUGGACCAGCGGAGGAGGAUGAUGGAGGAGAAGCUGCUCCAUGCUGAGUUCAAGCGCGAGCUGCAGCUGCAGGCCAUUGUGAAGAAGGCCCAAGAGGAGGAGGCCAAGGUGAAUGAGAUUGCCUUCAUCAACACACUGGAGGCCCAGAACAAGCGGCAUGACGUGCUGGCCAAGCUGAACGAGUACGAGCAGCGGCUCAACGAGCUGCAGGAGGAGCGCCAGAGGAGGCAGGAGGAGAAGCAGGCGCGCGACGAGGCCGUGCAGGAGCGUAAGAGAGCUCUGGAGGCGGAUAGGCAGGCUCGUUUGGAGGAGUUGCUGGUGAGGAGACGCGAGCAGGAGGCGCGAAUCGAGCAACAACGCCACGAGAAAGAGAAGGCCAGAGAGGAUGCUGCGAGAGAGAGAGCCAGAGACCGCGAGGAGCGUCUGGCGGCUCUGAGUGCAGCUCAGCAGGAGGCCAUGGAGGAGCUGCAGAAGAAGAUCCAGAUGAAGCAUGAUGAGAGUAGCCGUCGGCACAUGGAGCAGAUUGAGCAGAGGAAGGAGAAGGCUGCUGAGCUCAGCAGUGGCCGUCACGCCAACACCGACUACGCCCCCAAGCUCACGCCCUACGAGCGCAAGAAGCAGUGCUCCCUGUGCAACGUCCUGAUCACGUCCGAGGUGCACCUGUUCAGCCACACCAAGGGCAAGCGGCACCAGCAGGCAGUGCGGGAGAGCAGCAGCAUCCAGGGUCGAGAACUGUCCGACGAGGAGGUGGAGCACCUCUCCUUGAAGAAGUACAUUCUGGACAUCGUGACGGACGGCUCGGUGCCGCCAGAGAGCGUGAAGGAUGGGGAGGAGAAGCAGCGCGCCCGCAAGAAAGCCAAGAAGCUCCGUGCGCGCAUGAACUCCAGGGCCAAAGAGUACGAGACGGCGGUUGAGGCAAAGACCCAGGUUCCAGAGUCUCCAUACAAGGCCAAGCUCCAGCGACUAGUGAAAGACCUGCUGAAGCAGCUUCAGGGCCAAGAGAGUGGCCAGUGGGCCAACAACCGUGUGAGUGGCCUGGACCGCACCCUUGGGGAGAUCUCCCGCAUUCUGGAGAAACAGAACAAUGCAGAUCAAGUAGCGUUUCAGGUGGGAGGGGGACUCUCUGCCCUGGAACAGAUUCUGCAGGUAGUCACCGCCACCUCCACUCCGGCUGCAGUCCCACGCAUUCCACUCAAAUCCCUUUGUGCUGCUGCCCACACAUACUACCUGGCCUGCUCGCGCUGCUACACCAACUGCACCUAUGUCCUCUACAGUAACAAGAUCACGCUCCUCAUGGACCUGCUGCUGCAUCAGCUAUCGCUCUACGUGCCAGAGGAGGAUAAGUCCAUCUUUGGGCGAAGUGUCAAUAAGCAGGUGUUUGAUGGUCUGACCACGGCCCUGCUGCAUACCACCGCUUCUGUGCUGAGCUGCCUGCGCUCGGCCGAGUCGGAGUCGGGUCGCGGCGGAGAGAGCCCACGCAUCACCUCCCCCGACAGCAAGAGCAAGCCAUCACCCGCUGACAGCUUCACCACACGCACACAAGACCUCAUUAGCUACGUGGUUAACAUGGGCCUGAUGGAUAAACUCCAAGGCUGCUUCCUGUAUGUCCAGGGCCCCGUGGAUGAGAGUCCCAAGAUGGCCGCUUUCCUGGAGCAGUCUGCAGCACUGCUGUACACCACAUGCAAACUCUGCUUUACUGUCACCAGCCGGUCCCUGAGCAUCUUUGACAACAAGCGCCAGGACCCAACGGGCCUCACCGUCCUGCUCCGCUCCACGGACCUGGUGGGCGUCUUGCACAUGCUCUACUGCAUCCUCCUGCACAGCUACUUGCCGGAGCCCCCCCACGGCACCGUCCCACCCUCCGCCGGCACCACCGCCGCCCCAAUCAUGCCCACCACUACUGUGGGCUGCUCCCAGGAGCCCUACACCUCAGCGGUCAUCCAGGUGGCCCUGCAGGGCGUGCGCUUCCUCAACAGCUUCGCCCUGCUGGAUCUCGCCGCCUUCCAGUCUGUUUUAGGGGCAGAGGGCCUGUCCCUGGCCUUCCGUCACAUCGCCAGCUCGCUGCUCUGGUACUGCUCCCAGCACAAGUGUGAGGAGCUGCUCCAUGAGGUCAUCAUCUGCGUGGGCUACUUCACCGUCAACCAUCCCGACAACCAGGUUAUGGUGCAGUCUGGAAGGCAGCCCAGUGUCUUGCAGAAACUGUGUCAGCUGCCGUUCCAGUACUUCAGCCAUCCGCGCCUCAUUAAAGUGCUCUUCCCCUCGCUCAUCUGCGCCUGCUACAACAACCAGCAGAACAAGGUCAUCCUGCAGCAGGAGAUGAGCUGUGCGCUGCUCGCCACCUUCAUACAGGACUGUGCUCCAGCUGAAAAGAGUGGUGACAACAAGACAUCACAUCAAGAGAAAUCCUCCUCUUCACCGCUGGAUUACUGCGAGCUCUCCAACCGCUUCCCCCGAGACCUGUGGGACUCGGCUCUGCAAUUUUUCCUCAAGAAACAGGAGGACUGAUUCACUUUAAUACACAUGCACACACACACACACACACAUAUAUAUAUAUACAUAUAGCGUCUUCCUCGCUGAGACACACAAGCUCCACCCUGGUAAAUAUUAGCGCUACCCAAGAGCCGCAUCCGUUCACACCUCUUAGUCCACACACACACACACACACACACACACACACACACACACACACACACACACAGAGAGACAUACACACU
Messenger RNA from Clupea harengus (Atlantic herring), 5103 nucleotides. It is a transcript of the gene scaper, whose product is annotated as S-phase cyclin A-associated protein in the ER. Gene Ontology annotation, molecular function: nucleic acid binding; zinc ion binding. Lineage: Eukaryota; Metazoa; Chordata; Actinopteri; Clupeiformes; Clupeidae. The record is from RefSeq and is a predicted model, not a curated record.